Phytophthora infestans T30-4 is the source of this 1653-nucleotide messenger RNA. RefSeq lists its product as uncharacterized. The record is from RefSeq and is a predicted model, not a curated record. The coding region runs from base 1 to 1653 and encodes 550 amino acids. Lineage: Eukaryota; Oomycota; Peronosporomycetes; Peronosporales; Peronosporaceae. The transcript has a single exon.
AUGGGUGAGCUCAAUCCAUCCCGAACCUCUGGUGCCAUGUUGAUCGCAUCUCUGGUCGGAGCAAAUUUGAACCCUGUGAAGAGCUCAUGCUACGAAGCCACCCGUAAGGCGAGGAGCGUAGAGACCCAACGUAACUCUCAGUACCUCCGUCUGGUGUCAGUGUACUCAAAGCAAUUGGUAGUCCCAGAAACCUGUGACGAAUUCAAUCUAUACGGUGGAGAACGAGAUCAGUUUGGGUGUGCCUAUUCAGCUCUUGGUACGUCAGGCGCAGUGGCUAAUUUAAAUACUGAUGGAGCACAACGUACGUACUCGUUCCCAGCACCGUGGCGAAUGAUUCAGUGUAGCUUGUCUGGUGAGUGCAGCUCCUUGCUAUUCACACAGAUGUGGCUGUCUGAGUGGACAGUCGAAAAGGCAGCAACUGGUGAGGUGCUGCGUCAAAACUUUGUGAACCACAAGGUGAACGAAGUGACAGUGGACAGCACGUACAGUAUUCGACUAGUGAUCAGUCUGCAGAUCUUGGCACUCGUGGUGACUGCGUUCUUGACAAGUAUGCGUGGAUGGUACAAUAUGAAAUGUGCCUUCGUAUCUCCAUGGUCACGAGUCAUGAAUGCCACGACGAGUUGUACCAUUGCAAAGGUAGUUCGCAGUAGCUAUAACUUCAUUCUGGUCGCUCAAAUGGUCUUGGGAAUGAUCCAAUGGCGUAAACAACUGACGAUCGAUUUGUUGGUCGGAGCUGAUACGAACGAAGCUGUACUCCGCGCCUUCGGAUGUGGAACGCUGGUAGUAGUACUCGCGAUUAAUAUUGUUUUUGCUCGUGCUGGUGAUCUAAAGAUGCAAGAGAUGGAACCGAGUUUCGCGCACGUAGUGGGAUUCCUCUCGUCGAUUGUCCUCUUUGCGAUCAGCCGAUCAAGCUCUGUAUCUGCUUCUACUCGAAAGUUACUAGCGACGGGUAUGACCUCGGUAUCAGCAAGUGACGUUACUAAGUAUUCAGGUUGUCGUGGCUCUGCUGUUUGCGCCAAGGAAGUAUCACUGGGCAUUUACACCGUUGUACUUGUUAUCGUCAUAGCCGGAGCGACUUUUAUUGGAUUGACUGCUCACGCUAUGUUACAAACCUUAGUUCGCAAAUCUCCAAAGAUUGGAGUAGGUACUAAGAAGUCCUACAAUAUCGGAACUCCAAACUCCGACGCAGUGCCACCCGAAGUUAACUCCUUCACGCGUUUUUUGGAUGAUCGGUCACGGAGUACGUCUCUCUAUGAUAACAGCACGGAAGUGUAUGUGCAACUGUCGCCAGGUGAUGCACUGCUCUCCACGCGAGCUCAACUGGAGGCGAGUGGAUUUGUUCUGGCGACUUCGAUUCUCUUCCGGUAUCGAGACCUUCCUCUAUUUCUUGUUGCUCGUAUUUUACCGAUUCAAUUUCUCAACUUUUUCAACAUGACGGUGACAACGUAUGAGCUGAUCCACACGAGCAGGAUGCUGAAUGAAGUUCCAGUAGUGCUCGUUGCAGAUCAGGUUAUACACACACACUGGUCCAAGUUGAAAGAGGGACGAUUGGAUUGGAUGAACGAAUAUUUUGGUGGCAAUGGGGAAACUUCGUAUCGAUCUUCAAGAGAGUCCAACAGACGGCAAUCUGCUCAAAAGGGAGUGGACACGUAG